This is a messenger RNA of Penicillium longicatenatum, 1056 nucleotides long. Its product is annotated as 3-demethylubiquinone-9 3-methyltransferase. The transcript has a single exon. Gene Ontology annotation, biological process: ubiquinone biosynthetic process. The coding region runs from base 1 to 1056 and encodes 351 amino acids. Gene Ontology annotation, molecular function: 2-methoxy-6-polyprenyl-1,4-benzoquinol methyltransferase activity. NCBI's taxonomy places the organism in Eukaryota, Fungi, Ascomycota, Eurotiomycetes, Eurotiales, Aspergillaceae. The record is from RefSeq and is a predicted model, not a curated record.
AUGGCAUCGAUCCGCCCUCGCUCCCUACCUUUCCGGGCCCUGUGUACACCCAGGACAACCUCAAGGUCCUGCCGACUCCCGAUCCCUCGAUCUUCAACCGCACCCCAAAAACAACAAUUCAUCCGCAACCACUCCACAUCCUCCGUCUCCGCAGAUGAAGUCUCCCAUUUCUCCAGUCUCGCCAGCGAAUGGUGGGACCCGAUGGGCCACUCUAGAGUCCUACACCUGAUGAACCCCCUCCGCCACGAGUUCAUCGCCUCAUGUCUUGCAGAAGGACCCCCACCCUCCGAUACCCAUGCACCCGGCAGCAAUCCCGCAAAUCUGCACUACCUUGACAUCGGCUGCGGAGGUGGUAUUUUCGCCGAGUCACUGGCUCGUACUAUCCCCCUCGAUCCUUCCGCAACAGCACCAACACCCACCCGCGCCGCAUCAAUGACAGCCAUCGACCCCACAACGGCCCUGAUUCAGAUCGCGAAGAACCAUGCCCGGAAGGAUCCAACUGUGGACUCGCAUUUGCGUAGCGGGAAGUUCCGCUACCUGAAUACUACUCUGGAAGACGUGCUUGCUUCCAAAUCUGAAUCUGUCUCUGGAUCCACGUCUGCAUCAUCCGUCACACACCCGCAGUUUGAUGUCGUUUCACUGUUCGAGGUCAUUGAGCAUAUUGAUUUUAAGACUACGACUCCUGAGGCAUUCCUUGCUAAUUGUCUUCGUGCGGUCAAGCCUGGCGGGUGGUUGGUUGGAUCUACUAUCGCGAGGACGUUUCCGUCUUUUAUUUUGAAUCAGGUUAUUGCUGAGGCGCCUUGGCCGAUUGGUGUUGUGCCUCGUGGUACGCAUGAGUGGAAUAAAUUUGUGAACCCGAAUGAGUUGCAUGCUUGGUCGCAGGAGGCGUUGAUGCGUGCUGCUGAUACGGCUGUGACUCGUGCGGGCGCUGCGGCUUUGGAGGGUACAAUGUGGAAGUGUGUAGGUACUAUCUAUGUGCCUGGGCUGGGAUGGAAGAUUGUUCCUGGAUCUGAGGAUUGGGGGAAUUAUUUCUGGGCUAUUAAGAGGGGUGUUUAG